This is a messenger RNA of Schistocerca serialis cubense, 10251 nucleotides long. Its product is annotated as brefeldin A-inhibited guanine nucleotide-exchange protein 3. Bases 140 to 6754 code for a protein of 2204 amino acids. Gene Ontology annotation, biological process: regulation of ARF protein signal transduction. NCBI's taxonomy places the organism in Eukaryota, Metazoa, Arthropoda, Insecta, Orthoptera, Acrididae. The record is from RefSeq and is a predicted model, not a curated record. Gene Ontology annotation, molecular function: guanyl-nucleotide exchange factor activity. The transcript has 30 exons.
ACGAGUUGCUCAUGCGACGCGAUAACAAACAGGCAGCUUCUUCUUACAGGUGAUUGGUAAGACGUGAGAGUUGCCGGUCUCUCUAAUAUUCUAAUAACAAUAAUACUGUUGAAAAGGACGAAGGAACUUUUCAUCAGAAAUGGAAGAUUUAUUGCAACAAAUUGCAAAGGAAUCCUCUGGAUCAAAAUUAUCUGCCUUACGAAAAUCGGCACAAGAAGCAUAUGAUUUUCUGGAGGCUCAGCAGGGAUUAUUAAGAGACCCAGCACAUGAUCUUCGAGCAAAAUGCCUCCAUACAUUCCAGUUGGCUCUGGAGACAAAACGAAGCAAAUUUGUGGCUUAUGGUUUGACUGGAUUACAUAAACUGUUGAGAGAUGAUAGAUUCCAUUCUAAUUUUGAGCCAGAGGAUGAUUCAUUGUGGCUUCCAUCACAAUUGCUGCAUGCAAUGAGUUCCAUCCUCUCACAGUCUGAUGACACACAGGUUGAUAUGCUUAAGGUGCUGCUGAAUGUUGCCUGCAGCAGCUACUCUCCAAUGAAUGGUCGUAUUAUAAUCCAGAUUCUUACAUUAUGCAGUGAAGCCCAUGAGACAGGCAAUCAAGCUAUUCGCACAGCUGCACAGGCCGCCGCUAGUCAGACACUGCGUUCUUUUUGCAAUUUUCUGGAAGAAGAAUCUCAGGAACUCGACCGCAGUUUGAAGAGGUGUGGUGAAGGAGAUGUCAGUUCUGGAGUAUCCUGUUUCAAUGAGGUUAUUCCAAUAUUGCAGUUUAUCUGUAGCAAAAUGGAUGAGGCUCAAGUAGUUGGUCGUUGUGGAAACAGUGUUGUCUUUCUACUUGAGUGCUUACACACACUUGUUUCAAGCUUGCCUCAGCAGAUACAUAAUAACAAGCAUUUUAGUACAUUUUUGUGGCAGAAAUUCUGUCCAGCAUUAAUUGCCUUCCUUGGGUCACCUCGUGUUGACAAAAACAUCAUAUCAAGGGAAAAAGGAGGCAUGAAUGAAACAGAAGUUGGCCGUGGUUCAGGUUGCCUAGCUACAGCUCCAAGUUUCAACAGUUCUGAAGCAAAGACUGUUUACAGUAUUGGCACACAGCUGGUGCGACUAGUUGGAUGUGUGGGCUCUAUGAGACCAGUUCUGGAAUCUGUUUUUCACCGUAUGUUGCUGUAUCCACCUCCACAGCACAGAUUGGAAGCUUUAAAAUCACUGAGAGAGCUGCUCCGCAGUCCAAGCCGUAUAGUAGAUUUCGCUGGCCCGAUUUUGGUGGAAGAUGAUAAAGGAUCUCAACAAAGUGAUAUGGCCCUUAUGAGACUGGUGAUGGACUCAAUUGAAGAAUGCAGUAGAUGCAGUGACUCGGCAGUAUCAAAUGUCAGUGUUUCGUGUGUUGUUGCUCUGCUUGGAUCAUUGGAGGAAUUAUGCACUGGAAAGGGGAUUACUCAUACUUACAUGGAUCGUAUAAACACACUCUACAUGGAACUACAUCAGUGUGAUUACAAAGGCCCUCUAACAUACCAGUCAAUGCUGCGUUUGCCUAAGCCAUAUCGUGAACGUAUUGAGAGGGAACAAGAGUAUCUAGCUACACAUGACAAGAGUCUUUGUAAAGCUAAUAAAUUACAUAAAUGUGAUGACCCACAAACUGCUGAAGAUGACAGUGACAGCAGUGGCAUUGGUGAACAGGGUGAUGACUCUCUGCCACGUCCACAUUCACAGUGUGGUAGCACUAGUUCAGGGGAAACAGAGGGUCCAGAAGAAGGUUACUGUCAUGACCAUUUGCAGAUUGAUGAAAUGGUUCUCGCAGCAGAGAGGGAAAGAGAACAGCAGGAGGCUCUGCGAUUGGAGAAACUUCCAAGGUCAUUGCAUCAUUCUGAUAUGCCAUUUCCCAGGGUUCGUGAGGAAUACACUGAUGUUGAAAGACAUAAUGCUCGUCAUUUUGCGCAAACAUUACAAUCCCUGCUACCAUCGCUUUUGGCACUACGUAGCUCAAUUGAAGUAGAUGAAGCAAUUCAGGAUUUCUCUUCAAAAUACUGCCGAGGUCUUUUUGCAGGCCAACACAUAUCUGCUCGUGAGACUACUUCUCCGCACAGCCUUGCUCUAAUAACAGUUGUAAAUGCAGAUGGAAUUUAUUUAGCUACAUAUGCUGCACUUUUAUUGAAUUUGAAGCUUAUCAAGCUUGGAUAUUACUUGCAGGAUACGAAACCUAUACCAAUGACAGAGGCUGAGUUCGUGGAAGGAGUACAUGGCAGUGGAGUACUGGUAUAUCUUUCUGACACCUGGCUUUCUGAGCUAUAUCAGCAUGUUCUGGCCCUAAACAUGCUUGAAAGGUCUGGUUACCGCCCAUCUUCUGGCAAUAAUUAUGCACUUAUUAACUUACUAACAGACUUAGAUGGUUUAGGCAGCACCCAGCAAGGUGGGCAACUGUUGUCAGAUUGCCAGCGUCUGGAAAGAGCAGCAUCACAUGGUGAAACAAGUCCAGAAGUUGAUGCAGGUCUAAAACUUUCUCGCCGUGUCCUCAGCUGUGUUUGGGACUCUAUGCUUGCUGUGCUGUCAGCUGCAUUAGGUGAAGAUGGAGUACCACUGGGUGUAACUUCAAGUCUAGCUCUUUUAUUGGGCUCAGAAGGAGCUCGGGAAGAGCACCGUCGAGCACGAGACAGUGUUAUCUCGAGCCUUGAAGGACUUCACAAGGCAGCAAGGCUCAGCAAUAUCUUAGGCCUUCAGAACCGAUGUGGAAGUGUAUUUGGACUUCUGGCAGAAGCAUCGUGCCCAACUGUGGUUGGGGAUAUAAGUGCAGGAACAACAGCACAGGCUGGACUCGGACAAGUGAGGCGUCAUUUACGGAGGCCACGUGAUGUUCUACGUCUUCUUCAGGGUUGGCCAGAGAAACUUCAUACAUCACAUGCUCUCAGUAUGGAUGUCCUUCUUGGUCGAGGACUUGAACUUGGGAGCCACAGCCCUGACUGUUGGCCACAUGUGUUCCGAUGCUGUUUAUAUGUAUGUCAAUUGGAACAUGGUUUCUUCAGUCAGUCAAAAAAUAGAAAUCUCAUCUCAAAACUUCCUGUGAAAGCAUCUAGCUCAAGUUCUUUGCAAUCAGAUAAAACAUCAGAUUAUUUGACAAUGGGUUUCAUUAUUCAGGAUGAAAAUGAAGAUGAUGAUGCGUGUGUUGAUGUGUAUAGUUUCCUAGCUGGACCUGCUUCAUCUGUGACUACUACAGAUAACAUCAUAGAGCUCAUUCAAGAGAGUAAUGCAGAUAUUACUUCACAUGGUGUCCUGAAUUAUCAAUAUGCAGCUAAAGUCAGUUGUAUUCUGUCGCAGCAAGUUGACAAGCUGUUUGAUGACGCAGCACUCAAGCUGAAUUUGAAGGCUCUUAGCAAUUUCUUAUUAGCUUUGUGCAGUGCUUCACAAAAACAGUUAUUUGCUCAACACUCAGGAAUUGUAAAAGAUAUGCCACUUUCGGGUAAGCUGUGGUGGCGUAAGACUCAGCCAUGCUCACCUUUAGAAAGUCAUCAUCAACUACUGCUUCACCGUGUUGGGGAUGUUACACUUAAAUGUAUUCGCAGUGGGAGACCUCUCAUACAUAUAAUGCAGGUGUGGUCCAUUGUUGGCCCACAUUUCAUGGAGGCUGCAUGUCAUAAGGAACGAGCCAUCUCCAAAAAAGCAGUUGCAUGCAUUCAUGAUGCUGUAAAUGCCCUCUUGAAUGAGCAGACAGAGCUACCGUAUUUUCAUUUUAAUGAAGCUCUCUUCAAACCUUUUGAAAAUCUACUAUGUCUUGAACUCUGUGAUGUAGAUGUUCAGGAUCAGAUUGUGAGCUGUAUUUGUGAAUUUGUGGAAGCAAACAGAACCGAAAUACGAUCUGGCUGGCGCCCCCUUUUUGGUGCUCUUAGGGUAGUCAAAUUACCAUUUUCACAGACUGCUGGAGAUAACAUAAACAGCCACCUUCGUGCUUUGCUUGAUGUGUUUGAAGUAUUUCUGCAAACUGAUAAUGCAUUGGUGUUCUCAAAUGCUGCAGUCGAUUGCAUACUUUGCCUACUGAAACAUGUACGAGGCCCAAGUGAAAUUGAAGAAAUUUCUGGUUACCCACCAGAUGAAUUCUCAGGUUCUCAUUUGAAUCCAUCUGUGGAACUUUGCCUGGCUGCACUAAGAUAUCUUGAGAGAUGUGCUGACAUUUUAGCGUCUAUGUACAAUAUGCCUGCAUGCCCAGUAUUUCACUCAGCUCACAGGAUUCAGUUAAACAACUCACCACAAGUUGUGGAUCCAUUAAUACCGAAUGUGGAAGUUACUCAAUUUGAAAUGGGUACAAGUGCUGCUGAGAGUAAUAUGGAUGGUGGUAUUUCAUACAGCUCACUUAGUAUCAGUGGUGAGAUGCUAUCACUGGAUGCUUUAGACAAACCUAGUGGUGUUUUACGAGUGUGGUUCAUACUAUUGGAAGGACUGGCAAGUGCUACAAUGACCUGCCCACGCCGUUAUCAACCUUAUGCCUUGGAUGUAUUGUUUCAGCUGCUAAGGGAGUUGCUCAGUAUGCCUGGUGCUGAAUUUGGACUGUACUCUAUUAACCAUUUAUUGCUCCCAAUGGUGCAGAAUUGGUUGAGGAAAACAGGGCGUAUUUACCGUGGAUGGGAUAAUUUUGCAGUCAAUUUCAAACAGUGCUGUGGAUUGGCAACGGAUCUUGUUGUGGAAUAUCUUACACAUUUGCAAGGAGGAACAAAGAACCAAGCUGAAAUACCAGCAGCCACUUUAAUGCUAAAGCAGCUGCUCCUAGUAAUGGUGGAAUGUGUGGUGCAGCCUACAGAAAGCAUUGCUCGACUUGGUUGUGCUUGUAUCAGACAUGUUGUGCUGAGUGCAGGGCCAGUGAUGACUCCAUCACAGUGGCAAGUGGCAACUGUUGCACUGCAUCGUGCCUGUUCUGUGUCAUUACACUCACUGCAGCAGCUGAUGGUUGCAUUCCGACCAGGAUCUCAUUGUUUUUAUGGAGAUGUUGGGCAGGUCAAAGUGGCUGCUCGAAGAGAUUGUACAGUUCGAGAAUGUGAAAGGCUGAAACAGCUCGCACAACAGGUGUUCUUGUUGGAAGGUCAACGUGAUCUUCAACAAACAGGAUAUCAACCAAGCAGUCCCCAGUCACAGUCUGAAUAUAUGUCUACCAAUGUGUCUGAUAACGGGGAAGAACGCAGUUACAUCUUCCUUCUGUAUCCCCCAGAUGUAGGCCACACUUUGAAUCCAGAUCUGUACAUUGUGCGUGUACCAUUUCGGAAUCUGGUUGUUGGACUUCUGGCACAUCAAAUGCUUCUGCAGACUGUUGGCACCAUUUUAUUGGAAGGGACAACUCAUAUCAUACCCAGUUUGGCCAAUGUUUUACUGCACAGCCCUGCAGCUAAACUUACUGAUGACAGGGAUCAAGCAAAGUCACAGAAUGAGCAACAAAAAUUAUCAGGUCUUAUGAAGUACAUGCUGCCAGCUCACAUUCAAACACUUCUGUUGUGUUUGGAUGUUUCAUAUGACAGGGCAAUACAGUUUGAUUCACGGCCUGGAUUAAAAUUUCUGGUUCAGAAAGUAGCUAACCUUGAACGAGCUGCCAAUCUUUAUAGGCAAGCAGGUGCAGCAUGGACAUUGAAAGUAGUAACUUUGUUUGAUUUGUGCUUACAUGAAGUGUGGAAGAGUGGAGUUACUCUAGAAAAGGUCAAGUUAAUUCUGGAAGAUGAAAGGAACAGCAACACUAAAUCAACAGAAGGAAUUAUGCAGAAGCCAGGAGCAGAAACGAAUUAUGACUAUGGCGAUAUGUCAGUUUUCUUGAAAAGGUUACGUCAAAGUUUUGAUCAACUCUGUGAGACAUAUGUUGAUGUUGUUCUUGACAAAGAUGGACAGCAUUCAGCUGUUGAUCAGAUUUCUGAUCAGCCAAUAUUUUUUCUUAUAGCACAUCCAGAUGAUUUUCCUGAAAUAAAGAGGAAGGAAUCUCUGAGUAAGAAUAUGACAACAAAUUAUGAAGAGAAGGAUGCUAUCUCUUUCCAGGCAAAGACAGAAGGUUCGUCCUGUGUAAGAACAGAAGAUAAAAGUAUUAAUAAAGAUUUAGAACAUGAUACUUCAGAGGCUGCUGAUGAUGAGUUUUCAGCUACAGAUGAGCCCGAUCAAAACAUUCAUAACACAGAUCAAGUUGCAGUCUCAGAAGAAACUGUGUGCAAGGAAAUAUCAGUUGAAAGUGAACAGCAUGUGAGCAUAAGUAAACCUUUUGCUCUAGCUGAUUUUGCUCGUCGCUACUCCUCGUCAAGUGAUAGUGAUACUGAAGUGAGGCUUGAUACUAAUGUCCUGUGUGAUGGACUUUCAGCUAAUCAUGAGGUUGUGAAUGAUUCAGUAUAUGAAGUUGCAACAGAGAAAGAUAUAGAGGGAUUGAUGGGGGAGUACAAAAAACAUAAACAAGCGCACACCAUGCCUACUUCAUAUACAGACAAGCGUAAAAAUCCAUUCCUUACACAAGGGCAGGUUGACACUGCAUUUGAGCCACCACCACCCAGUGAGCCGGUGCCACUUGAGAUAGAACGCCAGCGCCAAAGCAGCCUCUUCAGGGAUAGUGAAGCUCACCGAAAAGUCUGGGCAGAAAUGCUGGGCUCUGUGUUUGAUCUCUUGGCGCAGUUAGAUGAUAACCAUUUUCGCACAUUGUUACCUGUGCUGUUCCAUGGUGUACGCCAGCUCACAGCACAUGCUACAGACACUACACUGAAACAAGCUGUUGCUGAAUUUUUCUAUCGAGUUGCUGUGCUAUAUGGAUUCAGUCCAGAAUAAGCUGCAUUCUGUUCGUUGUUGAUAUAUUUUAUGCUGUUGUUGUCUGGUGAAAAGUUAGCUUCUUUGAUUUACUGUGUUCCUACAAUAUUAAUGUUACAUGUAUGUCUAUAAAGGUGUAAACAAAUAAGCAGAGAAAACGGGACCAUAGAGAUCACACUGAAUGAUGAAUCAAAUGUGACAAGUCAUUACCAAAAAAGUUUCUUCAUGGUCCAUUAAAUUAUUCUGGCUGGCAGCCAUAUAAUAUUGUAGAUGUGAACCAAUGUGUCAGUCAUUAUUAAAGUGACCUUUCAUCAGGGCACGUAAUAUUGCAUAUUCUGAUGAUGAUGGUUUUAAUAAUGGUUGAAACAUUUUGAAAUAUGAUGCAGUCAACAGACAGAGUAAUUUUAUGGAUCAUAACACCAGACUCAAAAGCUAUUAACAUUUUUCCAGUUGAGUACAGAGUUCAAUGACAUGGGAAUUAUCAUUACUUAAGAGUGACAGAAAUGGAAAUAGUAUGACUCAUUCAGCAAGAUUACAAGAGCAGUACUGCUGCACUUCGCAAGAGCUAUUGCUAACAUAUUUGUGGGAAACGAGCAGUUUCUGUUUCACCUUUUUUGUAUUUGUUAGAUGCCCUAAACUUUAGUGUAUUAGCAUUGUUAAGUUGAAACAUUUUAGAAAUGUAUAAACUUGAGUUCUUAAACUAUCAUAAUAAUGAAAUUCAUGUCACAUUUUAUGAUUGUACAUUAUUGACUCUUGAGUAUCAACAUGUUAAAGGAACACACAUGUUAGUAAGAGUGUGUAUAUGGUCUUCUCGUACAUGUUGUAUGACAGACAUGCCUGAAAACUUAGUCCACUUCUCUCCAUUAAUAUAGUUUAAGAAGUUGGGCAGUGCACUUCCCUUAAUUAAUAUAGUUUAAGAAUUUGGGCACAUCACAAGAUUAAGGUGUUACUUUAUUGCAAUUUUAGUAAAUGAGAAGUGAAGAAUGGCCAAAUUCAGGAUUUUUGUGAUUCUUUUUCAUUAGUCAACUCACAGAAAGGAACUGUUUGUGGGACGAUUUCUGUGAAGUGAUUCCAUUUUGCUCUUCCCGAGAGAUUAAAUCUCUUUUACAAUAUCACAGGUUUUCUCUGCUUGACAGUACAUCAAGCUUUGAUAAAACUGUUUCACUGUCAGUCUGUUUAGUAUGUAUGAGAGGGCUACCUAGUUAGUAGAGCAUUGUUGCCAAAGUUCUACAUUGAAAGACCAGUCCGCUACAUGAUAUUAAUCUGUCAGGAAGACCACUGUCAGUAAGCUUCCUGUGAGUCUGUUUCAAUCUACUAUUUCUAUUUCAUGAAGCACUGUGACAUCUGUGAUUAAAUUUUAGGGUACUUUCAUGUAAUAACAAAUUACUUUCACGUUGCAUUUUAUGAUUUUGAUGGAAAUUCCGGGACCACUUAAGAUGACUCUAUCAGCAUUAGAGUUUAUCGUAUAGAGUGCAGCCCAUAUAUUUAAAAUGGAAGACUAAAAAUGAAACCAUAAUGUGAGGUUUAUUCCAUCUGUCCAGCUGAUAUAUCCGUGGCUGUUACCUUCCCUGACUUAUACUACUGAUUGCUACAUAAUUGCAUUCAGGAAUUACUUCAUACAAGAACACUCCUUGAGAAGCUAUAUCGAAAAAGUGUAACAGCUUCAUAACUUUUGUGAAGAAGGUAAAACCAAGGUUCAUUCCACCACUUAUUUUAAAAUCAGUGAGCCAUUUGAUUUACACUGCCAUUGCACAGUAACUGAUACUGAUGUAUGCAACAGUGAAUACAUAAUAUUGCUGGACUAAAUGUUGUUAUAAAUCUUUACUGGAAGGUAAUCCCGUAAUUUUUCAGUAAAUUUCAAAUCCUCACAUUAUACUCCCAAAUUCUCAUAAGUAAAACACCCAUUCCAAUAGCGUUGUUUCCAUUGGUCAUUUGUAUGUUUUAUAACUGAUCUUAAUAAAUUUUAUUUGAAAUGUGUAAAGAAUAAAUUAAUUUGCUGGUACUCGACGUUGAUGAAGUUCAAAUUCUUUCCCACAGUAAAGCUUCUGACAUUAUAAAAUUUACCUUAUAAAUCUACACUAUGGAUGUAAUGAUAGCAAUUAUUUUUAAUACAUGCUGUUUAAAAUAUUAUUGGGAAGUUGAUACUUAAAACAACAUGAUUAUACAUUAUUGACUCUUGAGUAUCAAUAUGUUAAAGGAACACAUCUGUCAGUAAGAAUGUGUGAUUUAUAAAAUAGGCAGCUACCAGUUCCCAAAUCAGUUUCCGACAAAUAUAAACAUCUGAUAUAUCAUGUAUCUAUUUCAGGAAAUAGUUUCUUAUUUGAAUUGUGAAACAUAUAUAGAGUUGCAGUGCAUGAAAUUGUGUGUGUAGCAGCAUAAAUUGUCCUUAGAUCAGGGAUCUUGCACUUAUGUCUCCUUUUUGUUGUAUGUUUGAAUAUUUUAAUACCUUUCAAAUAAUUUCAUGUUGAAUAAUUUUUGAAUUGUAAAUACUUUGUUUGUGUAGAGAGUAAGAUGAUCAGUGGUUGUGGAUUGUUACAAUGAAGCACUAAUAACUGAAGACUGUAUAACAUUAGAGCUUUGAAAUAUGUAAGGGUUUUUCACACUCUACACUAACGAAUAUUAUGUGAAAAAAUUGAAAAAUAAUUUGACAAUGAGAGAAGACACGCAGUUAAAAAUUGGGAAACCCAAAGAGCCUUCUCAUUAAAAGAGCAAGAAGGUGAUCUAUACUGUACUUAACAUGUUGCUGUUGGUCCCAUUAUUUAUUUUAUUAGUCAGAUUUAUAAAGGUUUUGUGGACUUUUUAAAUAAAAGAAAUAGCCCCUGUAAUAUUCAGCUUGGAAUUUUGAGACAUGUAAUUUUGAAAAAUAUUGUUGAUGCAUUUAUACAUAAUGCAUAAAUUCUGUUGCACAUUGUACUUCAGAAGUGUUAUGUCUAUGAUUUAUAACAGUGUCCUUAAUUCUUUUUACAAAAUCCUAUGAUCUUGAAGAAAUUAAGGUUAGAAAUGCUGCUAUGCAUUUCUUCAUUCUUGGCUAACUGAGUGAAGAAGGUUUCAGGUAAAACAUUAAUUGUGUGUGAUACGGAUGUCUUGUGUCAUGGAUGUGCCAGAAUAUAAUAGUAACUGUGUUAAUGUAAUUGUAGAUGAACUUGUUUCUGAUUUUUCUGUUGCUAUAAAUACAGUUCAAGUUAAUUACAGUCACAGAGGGGUUUGAAACUGUUUUGAUGUUACAAUAAUUGAUAUACUUACUGUAAUGUUUUUUUCUUCAUAUACACAACAGCCAACUUGUAAGAAAAAUUAAUUUUUCUGGAGUAAGAAAGCUGUCAUUUAAAUUAUUGUCAUAUUCUGUUACAAGUGAUAAAAAUCCUCUUUCAAUCUUUAACUCAGUUUAAUUGUUUGUAACUAUGUAAAAAGAUGUAACUUUGGAGCUUUAUGUUUCAUGAUUUCUUUUACUUACAAUUAUUUUUUUGUGGUCUACAAUUAAAAUGUACCAUCAAUCUAGUCAAUAAUCAUCAAAGAUAAGU